Topomyia yanbarensis is the source of this 5268-nucleotide messenger RNA. RefSeq lists its product as uncharacterized. The record is from RefSeq and is a predicted model, not a curated record. Bases 1 to 5268 code for a protein of 1755 amino acids. The transcript has 2 exons. Gene Ontology annotation, biological process: DNA integration. Gene Ontology annotation, molecular function: nucleic acid binding. NCBI's taxonomy places the organism in Eukaryota, Metazoa, Arthropoda, Insecta, Diptera, Culicidae.
AUGGCGGAAGGGCAGUCACGAGGUCAACUGCUUGCACGACGGAACACAUUGCUUGCUGCUCUGGGUCGGGCAGAGGCGUUUGCUGCCGGUUACGACGCUCAACGGGACCAUACGCAGGUGACAUUGAGGCUCGAGUACCUGAAUGGAGUAUGGAGCAACCUGGAGACAGUACAGGCGCAGCUUGAGGACAACGAGACGACCGAUGAAGGUAGGGCAGAGCACGCUGCCACUCGUGCAUCCUUUGAACCUCGGCUAUUUGAAAUAAAAGCCAGUCUCAUUUCAAAAUUGCCUCCUAUUCCUAACAAUCGGAGCCCUGUUCCCCCACACGUGUCCUCUACUCUCUCUGGUAUCAAGUUACCGACGAUUUCUUUGCCCGAAUUUAAUGGAGAUUACAUGCAAUGGCUUGCAUUCCAUGAUACAUUCUUGGCGCUCAUUCAUUUAAAUCCGGAGGUGCCGGAUAUUCAAAAAUUUCACUAUUUGCGGGCAGCUGUCAAGGGGGAAGCUGCUCAGUUGAUCGAGUCGAUUGGUAUCAGUUCCGCUAACUACGUUUUGGCUUGGCAAACAUUGGAGAAUCGGUAUUCGAAUGACUACUUGCUAAAGAAGCGGCAUAUGCAGGCACUCUUCGACAUCCCGCGCAUGAAGAAGGAGUCUGCUGCAUCACUACAUGGGUUGGUUGACGAAUUCGAGCGGCAUACGAAAAUCUUGCAUCAACUGGGAGAACCAACCGACGCUUGGAGCACUAUAUUGGAACAUCUGCUGUGUACGCGCCUGCACGAUGAUUCACUGAAGGCAUGGGAGGACCAUGCGUCGACGGUAGCGAAUCCGGACUACGCCUGUCUCAUCGAGUUUCUGCAGCGGAGAACACGAGUGCUAGAAUCCAUCUCUGUGAACCAUCAUACAGUAGAAUCAGCGUCAACUUCUGGUAUUUCAGCUCAUCCACCAAAGAAGAAUCAUCUCCACUCUCAGUUCCGCUUUACUUCGUGUGCGUCGACUGCAAGUUUGGGUGAAAAGUGCAUCGCCUGCAACCAGUCGCAUUCCGUGACGAAGUGUCAGAAAUUCAACCGGAUUUCACCGAGUGAACGUCAGCAGCUUGUGAAUUCCAAACGCCUUUGUCACAACUGCUUGGAGGGUGAUCAUUUUGUCCGCAAUUGUCCUUCAAAUUUCAGCUGUCGGAAGUGCAAUCGACGUCACCAUACGCUUCUUCAUUCCGGGCAGAGCGAUGGUUCCCGAAAGAACGUUAGCGAAGGAGCUUCCUCUAGUCCUGGUGCAACCGCUUCUACUACGCCAUCUAAUGGGUCUUCUGUGGUCGAGUCAUCUACGCAAUCUACGGUGGCUGCUACUGAGGAUGUUCCUGUGGUCGAAGUUAGUUCUGCUCUACAACAUCCUCGCGAAGACGUCUUUCUUCUCACUGUCAUUGUGAAGGUCAUCGACACCUACGGUGUGGAACAUCUAGCUCGUGCACUUCUGGACAGUGCAUCUCAGCCGAAUCUCAUCACGGAUCGCAUGGCGCAAAUUCUACGAUUGCGGCGACAACCCGUGAAUGUUACGGUACAGGGAGCCGGCAAGCUAUCUAAACCGGUACGUGAAUCGGUGUUCGCACAGGUACAUUCAAGGACGGGUGACUUUUCGUGUGGCGUCAGCUUUUUGGUGAUGGACAAAGUGACGGCAAAUCUCCCUUCGCAAAGCGUUUCAACUGUGGGAUGGAAGAUUCCGAAGGGGUUGCUUCUGGCUGAUCCAUCCUUCAACGAAAGUCAACCGAUCGACAUGGUUUUGGGUGCUCGGCACUUCUACUCCUUCUUCCCCAGCGCUGCACGCAUUCAGCUUGACAGAAAUCUUCCGAUUCUGGUCGACAGCGUCUUCGGCUGGAUUAUCGUAGGCUCGGCUAAGGAUUGCUUGGAGCGUUUUUGGAAAACCGAAGAGCUGACAACGAACGAUAAUUAUUCGAUAGAAGAACGGCGCUGCGAAUCUCUGUACCAAUCUACCGUUUCUAGGGACUCCGAAGGCAGAUAUGUUGUACGAUACCCCCGAAAACCUGAUUUUGAUGUGAUGCUAGGCGAAUCCAGAAGCAGUGCACAGCGACGGUUCGGAUAUCUGGAAAGACGACUGGAACGAGACUCGAAAUUGAAGGACGAAUAUCAUCAGUUCAUGCGAGAGUAUCUCUCCCUCGGCCACAUGCGGCUGGUCGAAGCGGACGACGAACGUAACUCUCCCACCUACUAUCUACCUCACCACCCCGUAAUUAAGGAAGCAAGUACGACGACCAAGGUCCGGGUCGUGUUUGAUGGCUCUGCGAAAACUUCUUCCGGCUUCUCCCUCAAUGAAGCUCUUUGCGUUGGUCCCGUGGUGCAGGACGAUCUGCUGAACAUUAUCUUGCGGUUUCGAACCUUUCCCGUUGCUCUCGUCGGAGAUAUUGCCAAAAUGUACAGGCAGGUACAGGUCCACUCUGACGACACACCGUUACAACGCAUUCUGUGGCGAUUCUCCCAACAUUCUCCAGUACAGACGUACGAACUACUGACCGUUACUUACGGCUUAGGUCCAUCAUCGUUCUUAGCGACACGAACUCUCCAGCAACUAGCGGUGGAUGAAGGUGAUGCGUACCCGGUAGGCGGUCCAGCAUUGAAAAAGAGUUUUUACGUCGACGAUUUCAUCGGUGGAGCUGAAACAAUUGAAGAAGCUAUCCGUAUGCGAGUAGAGCUCAGCGAACUUCUGCAGAAAGGAGGAUUCGAGCUCAGAAAAUGGACGUCGAACUGUCUGGAAGUCCUCCAAGGUCUCUCCGACGAUCAGAUCGGCACGCAGUCCGCGUUGCACUUUAGUCCCCACGAAACCAUCAAAGCACUUGGAAUUAGCUGGGAGCCUGAAGCAGAUUACCUCCGUUUUCAUUCUCAGAUUCGAACAAGCAGUGAACCUCCAACGAAGCGGUCUAUCCUCUCUGACAUCGCCAAGUUAUUUGACCCUCUUGGACUCAUUGCCCCCGUCGUCGUACGUGCGAAAAUCCUGAUGCAGGAAUUGUGGUUGUUGUCCUGCGGUUGGGAUGAUCCUGUUCCAGAACCGAUCAAAUCGAGAUGGGAAAUCUACCACCAAGAGCUGGUGAAAAUAUCUGAGCACCAUGUCAACAGAUAUGCAUUUCUUCCGAGUUCCGUUAUACAGCUGCACACUUUCGCGGAUGCUUCUCAGGCAGCAUAUGGAGCUUGUACGUACGCCCGAUGUGAAGACGACCAAGGAAAGGUGAGGAUUCAACUGCUAGCGUCGAAAUCCCGAGUAGCCCCGCUGAAACGAAUCACCAUAGCCCGUUUGGAAUUAUGCGCAGCCGUGCUAGCCGCUCAUCUACACGCGCGAAUCAAAAAGGCCAUCGACGUCAACGUUUCUGCAUCGUACUUUUGGUCAGAUUCCGCCGUCACUCUACAGUGGUUACGAUCACCUCCGAACGUCUGGCCAACCUUCGUCGCAAACAGAGUCUCGGAAAUACAGCAGUACACGAACGGAUGUCAGUGGAAACACGUUCCCGGAGCUGAAAAUCCUGCCGACCUGGUCUCGCGCGGCAUGUCAGUCGACGAAUUUCUACAAAGCAACUUGUGGAGCUGUGCCCCAGGCUGGUUGUCACUGUCACCACAGGAUUGGCCAAUCUUCAUUCCCCCAGGCGUGCCAGCAGAAGAGCUGGAGUUAAAAACUACGGUUGCACUCACCCAAGCGGUUCCUACCGUUCAUCCCUGGUUUCUCCGUUGGUCUUCCUACAGCCGAUUACUCCACGUCAUCGGAUAUUGUAUGCGAUUUGUCACCAACACCCGUUCAAAAGCACGAACCCAACCUUCGCCAUCCCCCAUUCCGGUCGACCAAUCACUUACCGUGGCAGAACUAGCCAAUGCCAAAACGUUUCUCGUCCGACUCGCCCAGCAGGAUGGUUACGCCGCAGAAAUAAAGCAGCUGGAGAAGGAAAACACCGUGCCGAAGCAGUCCCACAUUCACCGAAUGAGCCCAUUUUUCGACCCAGAGAGAGUGUUGAGAGUGGGAGGUCGUUUAAAUCUUGCCCAGUUACCUUAUCAAGCAAAGCACCCUGCGCUUAUUCCCACCAACCAUCCGUUCACUCGACUAAUCGCUGAACAUUUUCAUCGCAAACUGCUGCACGGCGGCGGGCGCCUGCUGCUCACUACGAUUCGCGAGGAAUUCUGGCCACCCCGCGGCCGUAGACUGGUUCAAAGCGUAGUACGAAAUUGCUUCCGUUGUACUCGUCUUAAUCCAAUACUGGCCCAACAACAAAUCGGUCAGUUACCUGCCCAGCGUGUGAUCCCAAGUCGUCCAUUCAGCAUCACCGGUGUCGACUAUGCUGGCCCACUAUACCUUCGCCCGAUACACAAACGUGCCGCACCUGCAAAGACUUACCUGUGCCUCUUUGUAUGCUUUUCAACCAAAGCAGUGCAUUUGGAAUUAGUCAGUGAUUUGUCCACUCAAGCAUUCUUGUGUGCCCUGCGACGAUUUAUCGCUCGUCGUGGACGGCCCACACACAUCCACUCAGACAACGGGAAAAAUUUCGAGGGGGCAAAAAAUGAGCUGGCUGAACUGUUUGCCAGAUUUCAUAACCGUGCUGAACAGGCUGAAAUAGCUUCUGUGUGUGCCGAGGAAGGGAUCACCUGGCAUUUGACACCACCCAAGGCACCUCACUUUGGCGGCCUGUGGGAGGCAGCAAUCAAAAUAGCCAAAAAACAUUUGUACCGACAGCUCGGUUCAUCUCGCCUUACGUUCGAGGCUAUGUGUACCGUACUAACACAAAUCGAAGCGAUCAUGAAUAGCCGACCAUUGCUUCCACUUUCGGAGGACCCCAACGACCUAGCUGCAUUGACACCAGCGCACUUUCUCGUCGGUUCAUCACUACAUGCCCUGCCCGACCCAGAUUUAAUGAACGUACCUGCCAACAGACUCGACCACUAUCAACAGCUGCAAGUGCAUGUGCAGCAAUUUUGGUCGCACUGGAAGAAGGAGUACCUACAAGAGCUGCUGAAAGAUACCCGCGGAUGGAAACGCAACAACGAAAUUGUUCCGAGGAAAAUGGUCAUCUUAGUCGACGAAAUGCAACCACCGAUUCGAUGGCCACUUGCCCGCAUAGAAGCAGUUUUGCCCGGCAAAGAUCAUCUCGCACGAGUUGUUUUGCUCCGUACAGCUCGUGGCAUCAUCACUCGUCCGAUCGCUAAAAUUUGUCUACUACCUUACUCUACGGUGGCAUCCGAAGCAGAAAAACAUCCAGCAACUAUCAGCGACGCACCUACAACCUAA